This is a messenger RNA of Vigna angularis (adzuki bean), 1175 nucleotides long. RefSeq lists its product as uncharacterized. Lineage: Eukaryota; Viridiplantae; Streptophyta; Magnoliopsida; Fabales; Fabaceae. The coding region runs from base 342 to 1079 and encodes 245 amino acids. The record is from RefSeq and is a predicted model, not a curated record. The transcript is spliced from 5 exons.
UUCAUUAGUCGUAAAUCUACACUCUCAUGGAAACUUCUGUUGCGUAGAAGUGUGUCUCAUUGGUGGGUCGAGAGCUAGAAGAAAGUGAAGCUCGGAGAGAAUACCGAACAACCAGUUACACAUUUCAGAUUUGAAGUGUAUUUCCCUUUCAUUUUAUCCACCGUGUUUCUUUCCUCACCAACUCAACUAGAAGGAAAGAAAGGAUUUUAUUUAUUUAUUAUUAUUUUUUCUUGCACUGAAAGAAGGAGGCUUGGAAAUGGCGUCAAGGGAACGAAAACCCAGAAAGGUCCUUCAUUUCAAGCUUUCUUGUUCAUUCCCCCAGGACGACGGGUACCACGCGCAUGGAUGCUGCCCUGGACGCAAUGCGUCUAAUUGGGUUUGGGAUAAGACUGACUCGAGAAACGGUUAACGAGCUUCUCGAUGUGUAUGGUGGAACUCAAGGAUGGCCCUUUAUUGAAGAGACCUCUUACAAGCUCUUAAUCGAGACCUUACUUAGCAAACAAGAAGUUGCUGUAGAAAAAGUUAAGGAUGGUAAAGGAGGGGGUGGUGUUAAUAAUGUGACACCAUCUGCUCGGAUUUCUGAGGUUGGUCCUUCUAGACUGGUGUCUGAAAACACUGUAUUGCAUACUGGUAGGGAUGGUUUGGACUUAACUACUCAAAUCACUGAUCAAGGAGAUGCAUUACGUAACAAUCUAGAAAUUGAUGUUGGGGAUGUGGCCUUGCAAGCUGCUGGAGGAGGACCUGAACAAGGCACGAACAAGUCAAAGAAUGAGCAAAAGCCUGUAGAUAAUGUCAAAGAAAUCAAUGGUAGCACCAUUGUCAACAAAGUUAAGAGCCCUUCUGACAAGGCUCCUAUGAUUCAAUCUUCAAAAGCAUUUAAUCCUCUUCCGAGUCACAGGCGUGAAGGUUACUAUGGAUGGAUUGGUAAUGGUAGUGAUGAGGAUAAGGAAUAUGUCCACUUUCCAAUUCCACAAUUAUCUGAACAAAUUGAAAAGAUGAUUGGACAGUAUGAAGCUCCUCGAAGUGGCAGUAGGAGAAGGCAAAAGAGUAGAUGGGAUGAAAAACCAGAAUGCAAGUAAAUGAAUCUCUUGGCCAUUGUUUUGCCAUUGUAAGGAAGCUAGGGUCAUACGUAUAGACUUUGAAGAUGUCUCAAUUGAUUUAUUUUUGUUACAUCA